GUGAUGAAAAAUCCUUCGUGCAGUUCGAGCAAGCUGGUGCGGACUCGAAUCACGUUCGACGACUUGACGAUCAAGAAAAGAGAGAGAUAUAGAGAAAGAGGAAGGAUUUUAAAUUUUAAGGGGACCAAUAUUCGUGUAUGGAGUUUCAAUCCUCCUCUCCGUCUGCUUCUUUUCGUCUUCCUUUGUCAUCUAGGAAUUAUUUCUUGCAAGAUAGUUUCUGGACAGGACUGGAUUUUAAAUUUAUUUCUUCUGAGUUCAUUGCUGAUAUUGCAUAAAAAAUUCCAGUAGAAUGGGGAAUGCAAAAUCUAGUGGAGCUUCAUCUGCUCGCAACUAUCAUCAACAAGUUCCUUUUCCUGUUGGAAGUUCCUUGAAUUAUGGAAACCAUAAUAAACGACAACCAACAUUUAUAGCUGAUAAUUUCAGCUCUCUUGAUGAGGUUAUUACUGCGCUUAGAGAUGCUGGCCUUGAGUCAUCAAAUUUAAUCCUUGGCAUCGAUUUCACAAAAAGCAAUGAAUGGACAGGAAGACAUUCGUUUAAUAAGAGAUCGCUUCAUGCUAUUGGUGACACACCGAACCCAUAUGAGCAAGCAAUAUCUAUAAUCGGGCGUACGCUGUCCCCUUUUGACGAGGACAACUUGAUACCAUGUUUCGGGUUUGGUGAUGCAUCUACACGUGAUGAAUAUGUCUUCAGCUUUUUUUCGAACCACCGUCCUUGCCAUGGUUUUGAGGAGGCUCUUUCACGCUAUAGAGAGAUUGUUCCACGUCUGACCUUAUCAGGUCCAACCUCAUUUGCACCACUUAUUCUUGCGUCAAUUGAUAUCGUAGAGAGGAGUCAUGGGCAAUAUCAUGUCCUUGUGAUUGUAGCUGACGGUCAAGUUACCAGGAAUCCAGGCUUACCUCGUGGAAGACUCAGUCCACAAGAACAGGCAACUAUAGAUGCUAUUGUUGAAGCUAGUUAUUAUCCUCUUUCAAUUGUUAUGGUUGGCGUGGGUGAUGGACCAUGGGAUGCAAUGAAGCAGUUUGAUGAUUAUGUACCUCAACGGUCAUUUGAUAACUUUCAGUUUGUAAACUUUACAAAGAUUAUGUCCGAGAACAUGGCAAUGUCGAAGAAGGAGGCAGCAUUUGCGCUUGCUGCACUCAUGGAAAUUCCCCUUCAAUAUAGAGCCACACAAGGCCUUAGGCCGAUGGAAAAUUAUGAAAAACGAGUUGGUAGGAGAAAGCCUCUUCCUCCUCCAUGCGAAAUAAUGGAACAUGAUAAUGCAGCAAUUUCACACAGACAUAUGAAAAACGUGCAGUCAACUGAUUACAAUGUUCCAGCAGAGCAGGUAUGCCCUAUUUGCCUGACAAAUCGAAAGGAUCUGGCAUUCAGCUGCGGUCAUAUGACUUGCAGGAUAUGUGGUGCAACAAUAUCAGCAUGCCCUUUGUGCCGGGCGCCCAUAACCACUCGCUUGAAUCUCAGCAAUGAAAACAGUUGGAGGCCAAUAUGACAAUCCAAUUGCUCUCAGUGGAGCACCGAUCAAAUAUGCCAGAGAUAGACCUCGCUGCUGUUAACUUUAGUCGCAAUUGUUUGUCAUGUAAGUAAUGUGUUGCUAUGUGAUGCUUUUGGCUUGCCAAGGGAAAAAGUUGUAGGGGAUUUACAUCUGCCCCUGUAAGUGGGAAUUGAUGAGGAUGUGCAAACACUGAAAGAAAAUAUGGCUUUAACACUAAUAAAUGUGUUUCGUCAUCUUGGAAUUUAUUAUUGUAUCAACGAGCUUCUUAAGAUUGCACA
This is a messenger RNA of Phoenix dactylifera (date palm), 1767 nucleotides long. NCBI's taxonomy places the organism in Eukaryota, Viridiplantae, Streptophyta, Magnoliopsida, Arecales, Arecaceae. The record is from RefSeq and is a predicted model, not a curated record.